Messenger RNA from Tetranychus urticae (two-spotted spider mite), 5450 nucleotides. RefSeq lists its product as uncharacterized. Gene Ontology annotation, molecular function: protein binding. The record is from RefSeq and is a predicted model, not a curated record. NCBI's taxonomy places the organism in Eukaryota, Metazoa, Arthropoda, Arachnida, Trombidiformes, Tetranychidae. Gene Ontology annotation, biological process: multicellular organism development; cell differentiation. Gene Ontology annotation, cellular component: extracellular region.
AUUUUCAUUUCAAUAUCUCUAUUUGUAAAAAAUGACUUGAAACUAAAGUUAAGAUUCUGUAUGAAUGAAGUUAUAUUUUUGUAAUGAUAGAUGGUGUUACCCGUACUGAUUUUUGAACCAAUAGAUGUUUACGUUCAUGUCUAUAUGAUAUUCAGUAUUGUGCUUUUCGGACUCAAAAUAUUUAUUCAACAAAUGAAUGGGCACGUGAUUAGUGGCAAAGUGGAUAAAAAUCGUUCGAAAAAGUGCUGUAUCAAACGAAUUAACUCAUCAAGCCCAAAAAGUUACGCUAUACUACUUUAGUUUGCUUCUAUGACAUUAGAUGGCCACAUAUGGGUUUGCUGAAUAAACCAAGAAAACUCCCUUUUCCUAUUAUUGGGAGUUGAAUGAUUCCUCAACAGACAAGGAGUGCAAUAUUGAUGUAAACAAAAUUUAAUUCAGUCUAAAUGUAGCCUUUGAAUGUGAUCUACGAAAAUUAAAUCAAUUAUUUUUUUCUUAAUAAUAAACACAUUUUGUGCUAAACUUUCAUUUUUCUACCCACCUAAAUGAAUAAAAUUCAAGUAAAAAUGAAAUAUCGGAAAAUGUAACAAAAAGAAACUUCAAUAAAAUGACUGAAUUAGUCGUGAUGAUAAUUUCAAAUUGGAAACUUGAGAAGGUUGAAUUUUUCUCAUUUUUUCCUAAAAAUAAUCACAUCGGAUUAAGUUUUAUCAAGUUUAAUUGUUCAAUCACAACACGAGGAGUUUACUUGAAAAAAUAAACACAUUCUUUUUGCUUUCACUCGGAUUCAAGUUUACAAGUUUUCUCAUUUAGCUGAUUGUUUACACUUGAAUAAGCUAUGGAAUCAACUCCUUAUAGUCAUGUUUACUGUGUUGAUAAACAGAGUAUUAAUGUUUUCCAAGAUGAUGAGAAACCAAGCAAAGGUUUGGAUGAUUUUUGUGACAAAUCAUAUUACAUUGGAUUGGAAAAUAUAUUUCAAGAAAAUGUACCAACAAAUAGUCCACAGCAGCAACAACAAGUAUACCAACAAAAUGUUCAAGAAACGCAACUUUCUCAAGGAUUUAAUUGUGACUUAUUUCCAUCAAUCAAUCCAUCGGAAAUGUCAAGCUCAACCUCAACACUGCCCUUACAAGGAACCACAACUAAAUCAAUUUUGGCAACACCAACCUUCGGUUAUCAGACCAAUUCAUCAUCAACCGAAGAUUCAGUGCUUUCAAUGUGUUCAAUGUGCAACCAGCAACCUUACAAACCAGGCACAAUUUAUGAUACAACAUCCAUCCAAGAAAUUCACGUUUCAAAUUUACCAGUAUGCGACUAUUAUCCUCCCUCAUCAACGCUUCACUCUAACCCUCAUCCAGCCCAUCAUCACCAUCACCAUCCACAUCCAAGUCCACAUUAUUCCGCAGUCCAUCAUGCUCACCAUUCCCAUCCGCAAUUGAAAGCAGUUUCCCUUCAAAGUCAACCUCAGUCUCCGUCAGCCAUUCACAUAACCCAAGUCCAGCAUGGAGACGCUUCUCCCUACCUAACAAGGUCCAAGUCAGUGCAGUCAAGUGAGAGUCUCAAGUCACCUUCAGUUCAACCUCAAGCCUCUUUGCUUACACGAUGCCGUAAAGUGUUGUCAAAUUAUCUUCCCUUUAUCAUUGUUACAUCAAUAUUGUCUGUUGCAGUUGCCCUUUUAAUUUCAGCGUCAAUUAUCUAUUUUCAAAUUCCAACUGGUUACAAAGAGUACAUCUGUGAAAGAGUUAAUUGUAGUCAUCAAUCAACUUGUAUUAAAGAUGAUUAUUCAGGAGAAGAAAAGUGUAUUUGCCAAGAAGAUUGUCCAUUGGAUGGUGGUAUUAGUGUUUGUGGAACCGAUGGAUUAACUUAUCAAAAUGAGUGUCUACUCAACCUUAAUGCAUGUAAAAAGAAUGUUGCUAUUUUGGUUGCUUACCAUGAUACCUGUGAUGUUUGUAAACACGUUCACUGUAAAUAUGGAGCCAUCUGUGAAAAGGGUUCAUGCAUUUGCCCAACCGAUUGUCCAACUUCAUUCGAGCCAGUGUGCUCUUCAGAGGGAACAACAUAUACCAAUGAGUGUCACCUAAGACACUCUAUGUGUUCAACUGGGAUAACAUUGACAGUAGCCUACUACGGUGAAUGUCAAGAUGUGAGAGGUUCUGAAACAAGUGAGCUUAUUGGAGGUGCUGGUUAUAUACAAACUUGUGAUCCAAAUACAUGCCUUUAUGGAGGUACCUGUGAUUAUGAUAAAAAUGGUGUGCCUCAAUGCCUUUGCUCUUAUUCAUGUCCGUCCCAAGAGUCUGAUGAAGAUCCCGUCUGUGGUAGUGAUGGUCGUCUUUACGAGAAUGAGUGUAAACUUCAAGAAGAAGCCUGUCGUCGUCAGCAGGAUAUCAAACCUGAAAAUCGUUCCAUGUGUGAAGAGAGUAAAAUAGUUCCGUGUAAUGGUGAAGAGGAACCGUUGCCUGGUCCACAAUUUACUUGCUCACAAAAUGAUUCAAGUACAAACUCGGACUGUCCGAAAGACAGUUAUUGCCAUCGGACGCACAAUUUUGGAAAAUGUUGUCCAAACAAAACCAACCUCGGAACCGUGAUAAACUGUACCUUAACCGAGUUUGGUUGUUGUCCCGAUGGUUUGACUCCAGCUCCAGGAGCUCAUGAUGCUGGUUGUCCUUCCCUCUGUAACUGCAAUCGUUUUGGUUCUUAUGCAUUAACCUGUGAUCCAAAUACCUACCAGUGUCACUGUAAACCUGGUGUUGGAGGCCUUCAAUGUGAUCGAUGUGAAGCCGGUUUCUGGGGUUUGCACAAAAUCUCUGAAGGAAAUGCUGGCUGUAUUCCUUGUUCGUGUAACAUGAAUGGUUCUGUUCGUGAUGAUUGUGAACAAAUGACUGGCAGAUGCAUCUGUAAACAUGGACUUCAGGGUAUGAAGUGCAACGUUUGUCCAAAAGAUUCUGUUCUAACUCCAGAUGGAUGUGCUGAUGUUUCGUUGAUCAAAAUUUACAACUCAACUUGCAAUGAAAUUGAGUGUAAAUUUGGUGCCACAUGUCGCAACGUGUCAACCAGUGAAGUUCAAUGUUUUUGCGACAUGAAAUGUCAACAAGAUGUGACUCGUAAACGCUUGGCUGGGAGUGGAUCAGAGCGAGUUUGUGCCUCGGAUGGAACCACAUAUCCUUCAGAGUGUGGACUGCAUCUGUAUGCAUGUAGGAUGCAGAAGAACUUGACCGUCCUCUAUCAAGGUGAAUGCACUGUUGGUCCAACUUCGACCAUGAAUGAUAACCAGUCGAUAUACUAUGGCGACCAUUACAGUAAAACAUCAUUGACAUCAUCUUCUGUGCCACUCUCAACUCUUCACUCUUUUGCCUCGUUUACCUCUUCUGCCUCUUCAACAAUGACAACCACUUCUCUCUCCUCUCCAACCACACUAUCAUUAUCAUCAACCUUGCCUUUGCUCUCCACUUCAACAAGCCCGGUUGACAAUACAUUUACACUGAGCCCGUUAAAGCGAUCAACAGUUUACAAGACAACUUUUCAAGAUUCAAGUUCAUCAAGCUAUUCAGAGAAACCAUCUUCAGAAUCAAGUGGAUCAACAUCCAAUGAGACUGAAGUUUCAAGCACUUGGCCAACAUUUUUCCUUCUCGACAACAAUACAGAAGUAAAGGCAACCACUUUAACUAAACCCAUUUCGAUUCCAUCCUUUUUCGGUCAAUCGUCCAUUGAAAUGCCUCGACUUAAUGCCUACACUCGACUGUCCAUUGAAAUGGAAUUUUUAACUUUUUCUGAAAAUGGAUUGCUCAUUUAUAAUGGACAGACAGCCAAUGGCGAAGGAGAUUUUGUUUCAAUUUCAAUCAAAGGAGGUUACAUUGAAUUUCGUUACAAUCUUGGCUCUGGAAUGGUUAUACUUCGUUCAUUGGAAAAGAUAUCGACUCGUGAACGAAUCAAACUGGUUGCCAAACGCUACCUAAGAGAUGGACUGUUGACGGUUGAUAAACAGCGAGAUGUUGCUGGUUCAGCUGAAGGUGACUUGAAGAAUCUGGAUUUGGCUGAGAAUCUAUUCAUUGGCCAUGUAACGGCCAGCAAUUCGAGCAAAAUUUAUGACAACAUUGGUAUAACAAAGGGUUUUAUUGGUUGCCUUUAUUCAAUGAGAAUUGGACGCAAUCCAAUUAACCUAACUUAUCCUGGUUCCAAUGAUAUUCUCAGGAUGAUCAAUGUUAUCGAUUGCAGUGAGCUUCCAUGUUUCUCUGAUAACAGUGAAUCCUGUUCAUCUCCUUCUUCAGGCUCAUCCUCAUUCUCAUCUGGAUAAUACAAAAUGAUCAUCAAUGGAUGAUGAUGAUACACACAAAGAAGCAACUAAAUAGUCGACCAACAUAGACUGCUAGGCUUACCAAGUAAACUUUGCCCAUUUCACUGUAAAUCUUUUUUCUCAACUGGAUUGUGGGUUGAGAAGUGGAGGGAAAAAGUUUUACCAAGGAAAACAAAGGUUGGACCAUCCAGGGAAGAGAAAAGGUAAUCAAUCAAAUCCUAAAGAGAUGUACCACGUUUCCGCCUUGUUCAGUAAUAAUAUCAAGUUUCGUACAACUGGUUGAACCGAUGAAGAACAAAAAGUGAAAUUGAAGCAAAAGCAUUUUGUGACAAUGAAAAUGAUUCAAUGACUUCAAUGGCUAAUCAGGGAACAGAUGAAAACAGUGUUGUCUCGAUGGAGUAAAGUUUAACCAAAAGGAGAAGAUAAAACUUGUGAAAGCUUUUCCUAUUCAAUCGAUAAUAAUGACGAUUAGGAACAGGAAUUAACAGAUAAUCAGGAAGGAAAUUGUUGAAAUGACAAACAAAAAACACUGAGAUUUUUUGUUCAUUCAACAUCGUCCGAAUCGUAAUCAAUCGGAAUUCUCCCAAUCAACGAUCGAAUUUGGUUUUGAUGCAACAAUUUUCUUCGCCCAAAUUAAUUAUCGAAACUUGUUGACAAGAACUUUUCCAUUUCCAGAGUUUUUCAUGUUCAUCAUGAAAGAAUCAUUAGAAGAUGCAAAAGAAACGGACAUGAUAAACAGUUGAUUCAGUUUUUCCAUCGUUUUUGUUCUCAGUUCUCAUCAAUUGUUGCUUUUUGUUUUCUUUCAUUUCUUCAUUUUCCUUUCAAUAUUUAUCAACUUAUUUUGCUUUUACUUUUGGUUUACCUUUCUUCUUUUCUUCCCUUUCACCUGAUAUUAACAGGUAAAAUUGAAACUUGAGCCAACUUCGAUUUUCUCGGUUUUCUUCUUUUUCUUUCUCUUCUUAUUCCUUUGAUUAAAUUGUCCUCAGGCUGUUGUAUUUGGUCAUUCAGUGGAUAAAAUGAUGGAUAACAUUAGCACAUAACUGAUGAAAUUGCAAGACAAAUGUUGCUGGUCAAAUUGGUAAAUGAAGGAAACUGUAAAAGUCAAAAUGUUAAAUCCAUCAUUUCCCUUGAUUGGUUAUUUAAUAAAAUUUAUUUUCAUUUCUCA